Odontomachus brunneus is the source of this 1608-nucleotide messenger RNA. RefSeq lists its product as uncharacterized. NCBI's taxonomy places the organism in Eukaryota, Metazoa, Arthropoda, Insecta, Hymenoptera, Formicidae. The transcript has 4 exons. The coding region runs from base 1 to 1608 and encodes 535 amino acids. The record is from RefSeq and is a predicted model, not a curated record. Gene Ontology annotation, molecular function: nucleic acid binding.
AUGAUCUCCCAAUACGUGGGAAAAGACCACAGAAGCUGGGAUGAGAAUCUAAGCCAAAUAAAAUUUGCCUUUAAUACAGCGCAAAACGAAGGCACAGGAUAUACGCCGGCAUUCUUGAAUAACGGUAGAGAGCUCGCGGGACCUUGCGAAUUAGAACGCAAACAAAGGCCUGGUACGACAUCAACAAAUAUCCACGAACAAUUGAAGGACGCAUAUGAACUAGUAACAUUUCAUAUGGCACGGGCGUUCCAGAAGCAAGAAAAAUCCUACAAUCUGAGGAGAAGGGCCUGGAAACCGCAUAUCGGGGAUAUCGUGUGGAAAUGGGCGCAUACAUUGUCCAACAAAGAGAAAGCUAUCAACUCAAAACUAGCACCAAGACAGAACCAAAGCCCGAAGGGAGAAACUCGUCAGACUACAAUGGACGUAGAUAAAGCUAUCGAAGAACUAUUAACAACCUGGAACGAGACAGAGGCCCAGGCGCUAUGGGACUCGCUGACCAGCUCUGAGGACACAAAACGGAAGGCAGAAGCACAAAGCCAAGCAGCAGGGAAAAAGCUCCCACCAGGGAAAAGACCACCGUCAGACAAACCGGCAAAGCGAAAACCAGCCAUCGCUUGCCUUAAAACUCCACCAACGGCAAGAAUAGCGCAGAAAAAGCUACAAGCGCUGAUAACGCAACAAACGGAUGAACGGCCAGCAACACAGAAACGACGGCCACACAUCAGGCCAUACACGACGGCCACGCCACCAGUAUCCCAGGCACCACCUAAAGAGACCAGCGAGGCGCAGAGAAAACCGGACCAGACAAGGAAACUGCCAGAAAUCAUCUCAGAUACGCCGAUAACAAACAGGAUCCGCAUGGAGACCCGCACUCCGCAAAACCUCCGAGUGGACGAAGUGCUCAGCAGCCUCCGCCGCGACGAUGGCUCCUCGACCAACACCUUGGAGGAGACCGCUAGGCGCCUGCUGGAGGUGCACGUCCCUGAUGACCGGGAGAAUGAGGACACGCUCAGGCAGCGUGAAAUCAGGGGAAGUGCGUUAAUCGUGCCCGACGAUGACGAUGCCCCGCUCUUCACAGAGGUAGAAAUCGUCACUGUCGCGAAAACGCUAAAAUGGGGCAUCUUUCCCUCGAUCUGGAAGGAGGGCUCGCUUAGGGUCUUCCUGAAGGGCGAGGCCAAGGACGCGAAGGACCCGAAGUCUUACAGACCCAUUUGUCUCCUCUCCGUCAUAGGGAAGUUCUUCGAGAAGCUUCUUACGAAGAGACUCGACCAGAUGUCGAUGACGCCUGGAAGACUUUCGGAUCGGCAGUUCGGCUCUAUGGCCGGCAAGUCGACGGAGGACGCGAUCGUCGAGUUGCGUCGGAUGGUCUUCGCCUCCAAGCGGAGAUACGUCUUUGCGCUGCUCUUCGACAUAGCUGGCGCCUUCCACAAUGUCUGGUGGCUACCAGUCAUGGAGGCCUGGAAGAGGCUAGAUUGCCCUCGAAAUAUCUUCCAGCUCCUCCGCAGUUAUUUCAGUAAUAGGAAGAUCAGCAUCUCCUUUGGAGACAUCCGUGUCUCCAAGGUCGCAAGUAGAGGUUGCCCCCAGGGCUCAGUCUUAGGUCCAGCGUGA